AUGGAGAUGGAGAGUUGGGUGGUUAUUUUGUGGGAUAUUAUUAGGUUUGGGGCAAUGGGUUUAGGUUGUUUGUGGGUGGUUAGGAGGUUGAAUAGUUGGUACUAUGAAGUAUUGAAGCUUGGCAACAAGAGGUUCUCUCUGCCACCAGGAGAUUUGGGUUGGCCUUACAUUGGUAACAUGAUACCAUUUUUGAGGGCUUUCAAAUCCUCUAAUCCUGAUAGUUUUUAUCACUCUUAUGUUUCGAGAUACGGGAAAACAGGAAUGUACAAGGCUUUGCUGUUUGGUCGGCCGACAGUGAUCGUUACAUCGGCGGAAGCCUGCCGGAAAGUUAUGACGGACGACAGAGCCUUCAAGUCCGGGUGGCCGGCGACCACCGAGGAACUGGUCGGGAAACAAUCGUUCGUGAACCUCGUAGACGAAGAGCACAAACGCAUGCGGAAACUAACGUCGGCUCCGAUCAACGGCCACGAGGCGCUGUCGCUUUACUUCGACACCGUCGAAGAAAACGUGAAAUCGCAUCUGGAGAAAUGGGCAUCCAUGGGAGAGAUGGAGUUCGCGAGGCAGCUUCCGAACCUAUUUUUUAGGGUAAUUAUGCGCAUUUUCGUGAGCUCCGAGGUUGAUCAUAUCCUCGCUGCCUUAAUGAAGGAGUAUUAUUUCAUGAAUCGUGGACUUAAAGCCAUGGCGGUCAACUUACCAGGCUUUGCUUACCACCGUGGACUUAAGGCACGGAAAAGGAUUAUAGUGGUGUUAAAGAAGAUAUUGGAUGAAAGAAGAGAUAAAAGAAAGAAUGGAGUUUGCGAAAAGAGAGAUGUGGUAGGUUUAUUACUAGAUGUGGUAGAUGAAAAUGGGAAAGGAUUCAGUGACGAGUCAAUAAUUGAUAUUCUGAUAAUGUAUUUAAACGCCGGUUAUGAAUCAACUUCUUGUGCCACAUUAUGGACACUUAUCCUUCUGCACGACCACUCUGACGUCCUCAAAAAAGCUAAGGCAGAGCAAGAAGAAAUUGUGAGGAAUCGGCCUUAUGAUCAAAAGGGUUUGAGUUUCAAUGAAAUUAGAAAGAUGCAAUACCUUCCUAAGGUGAUAGACGAAACCCUUCGUUUAAUUUCACGCACAAGUAUAAUGUUCCGAGAGGCAAGGAUAGAUGUUAACGUUAAUGGCUGUAUAAUUCCAAAGGGAUGGACAGCUAUGCUCCUCGUUCCGGACAUUCACAUGAAAGAAGAAAUAUAUAGAGAUCCAUAUGAAUUUAAUCCUUCACGAUGGGAGAGUAUAAUACCCAAAGCAGGAGAGUACAUACCUUUUGGAGCGGGGGGCAGAUCGUGCGUGGGAAAAGAUCUUGCCAAGUUUGAAAUGACGAUUACGCUCCAUCAUUUUCUGCUUGGUUAUGAGCUACAAAGGAAGAACCCAUCAUGCGGAACGAAUUUUCUACCCGUUCCUAUACCUAAAGAUAAUUGUUUGGGCAGAAUUGUAAGAACAACUCCAUCUUCUCCUAGUGCUUAG
This is a messenger RNA of Ipomoea nil (Japanese morning glory), 1494 nucleotides long. Its product is annotated as ent-kaurenoic acid oxidase 1-like. Gene Ontology annotation, cellular component: endoplasmic reticulum. NCBI's taxonomy places the organism in Eukaryota, Viridiplantae, Streptophyta, Magnoliopsida, Solanales, Convolvulaceae. Gene Ontology annotation, molecular function: iron ion binding; ent-kaurenoic acid monooxygenase activity; heme binding. The coding region runs from base 1 to 1494 and encodes 497 amino acids. The record is from RefSeq and is a predicted model, not a curated record. The transcript is spliced from 8 exons. Gene Ontology annotation, biological process: multicellular organism development; brassinosteroid homeostasis; sterol metabolic process.